This is a messenger RNA of Papilio xuthus (Asian swallowtail), 4171 nucleotides long. RefSeq names its product transcription termination factor lodestar (gene lds). The coding region runs from base 102 to 3800 and encodes 1232 amino acids. Gene Ontology annotation, molecular function: ATP binding; ATP-dependent activity, acting on DNA. Gene Ontology annotation, biological process: DNA repair. The transcript has 16 exons. The record is from RefSeq and is a predicted model, not a curated record. Gene Ontology annotation, cellular component: nucleus. NCBI's taxonomy places the organism in Eukaryota, Metazoa, Arthropoda, Insecta, Lepidoptera, Papilionidae.
ACGUUUGCCGUAACGACAAUAUUUUUUAAAUUGUUUUGAAUUUUUUACCCAAAACCAAAGUUCGAUUAUAAUGUAUGAAUUGUAUUCGUUUUAAAUAAAACAUGGAAAGUUCAUUUUUUGAAUAUCGCGAUUCUACAAAAGUAGAAGGCGACUCUGAAACAGAAGUUAUUGACGAUAGUUUUGUAGGAGAUCAAUCUUUUAUAACUAAAAAGAAACUAGGUUUUAAGAAUCAAACGGUUUUCAUUUCAGAAUCUGAGGAAUCGGCGUCCGAAGAUGCAUCUGACGAAGACGAUAAUGCUAAAAAGUCCUCUUCAACAUCGACCAACAAUAUUAGCGAUGCAGCCCCCACCCUUAUAUCCAGCAGUGAGGAUGAAACAAGAAGAGAAAGCCCAAUGAGUUCCUCCGGCACAUCAAGAAAGUCUGACGAUAGUUCUUCUGAUGAAGAAAUGUCUCCUGAAAUUGUGCCACGACCUCGACCAAACACAAAAACGCCGCGCAGGUCUUCAGAUUCUUUUAUUGGUAGAAAGAAUAGAAAACGCAUAAUGAUUGUUGACUCUGACACGGACAACUCUAUUGUCAUAGAACAAAACAAGAACAAAAAGCUCGCCUGUCUGCAGCAAACACCUCUCAAGGUGAAGAGUAAUGUUUUAGCUAAUGCUAUAACUGACAAUUGUGAUAAUAUAGAUGUUACUCAUCUAAAUGAUACAAAUGAAAAGGAUAUUGAAAGUAGUGAUGAAGAAAAAGAUUGCCAGAAAGUGCACAAUGAUAAGUCUACUGAUGAAAUUAAUGACAAAGAAGAAACUAAUGACGAAGAUGAUGGUAUUGAUAAAGAAAUUACUAAAGAUUCUGACAACUCUAUGGGUGAAGAUAAAAGUGGUGAAGUGGAGAGUGACGAAUAUGAUGAUCAUAUGGUGAUGUCUCGCGCCACACGGAUGAGUAUCAUGGGUUUCGUGCCCAAGGAGACGGCGAGUGACGAAUCCGACUACAUACAGUCUGAUGAUAAUUCUUCGCGACCGGGCUCCUCUAACAGCUUGGGGGAGCUACCUGACUUCAGCGCCUCUCUUCGGAUGUCGCCUGAAAAAGCAAACGAUGCGAGAGAAGACAAAGAUACUUCUAGAUUAACUUGUUCACCUUUCACGAGUCCACUGAAAGAUGUCACCAAUGAAUUUAAUGAGUCAUUUAAAGACAAAUCAAACGGCAAAAGUAAAGUGGAGAACGAGAUAUGUGAUUUGACUCACAAGGAAGUGGAAGUGUACGACCUAACGGGCAGCAAACGCGCCUCCCUCAGGAACAAAGUGCUGAGCAGCAUACGGCGUGACAACUCCGGCUACAAGGAGAACGUCAUCAACGAUGACGUCACCAUCAUUGACCGCGAGCCAGAGGUCAUCGCCCUCAGCAGUGACGACGAGGAGCCGGUAAAGGAAGAGAAGAAAUCUCCGAGGGUGAAGAAGUCUCCGAGUAAGAGGAGUGAGAGUAAAAGCGAGAAGGUGAGCGGGGACAUGCGGCAGUACCUGCUCCCACCAAGCUACCCCAACCAGGUGGUGUACGUGAAGAAGCACGUGCGCGAGAACGAGCUGCAGAAGCUGACCGGCCUGCAGGAGGACCUCCACAACGUCAGGAACCUCCUGGAGAACAUGGACGUGGGCACUCUGCCCGACGGCGGCGUGCGCCUCAUCGAGCGGCUGACUGCGCUGGAGCAGGCCGUGCGCCUGCAGGGGGACAAGGUCGCCAACAUGCUGGUCGAACCCGAUGCUCCCACAGCAGAAGAUAUCGUCAAGGGCGGCUUCGACUCUGAGGACAAGGGGCUCUCCUGGGACGACAUCAAGAAAGCCAGCGAGGCCGUGCAGCCGAGGAUGUUUGGCAAACAAGCGAUGUCGACGCACAUGGCGGAGCGCGGCCUCAUCCUGGAGCGGCUGCGCGACCUGCACCAGGCCCUCGCCUCCCGCCCCCCCGAGCACCAGCUGGCGGACCCCCCGGCCGCCCUCGCCACCACGCUCAUGCCGCACCAGCUCCACGCCCUCACCUGGCUGCGCUGGCGCGAGACGCAGCGCCCCGCCGGCGGCAUUCUUGCGGACGACAUGGGGCUGGGCAAGACCAUCACCAUGAUCUCGCUGGUGGCCGGAGACAAGGAGGCGGACGACGACGGCGACGACGACAACGACGACGCCGGCCCCGGCGCCAAGCAGCUGGUGCGGGGCGGCACGCUGGUGGUGUGCCCGGCCUCCCUGGUGCAGCAGUGGGCGGAGGAGGCGGCCCGGCACUGCCGCCCGCACCGCCUCGGCGUCUGCAUGCACCACGGCGCCGCGCGCGCCACGCAGCCCCACCGCCUCGCGCACCACGACCUCGUCAUCACCACCUACAACAUACUGCUGCGCGAGGCCGAGAAGAACGGCGCGCUGAUGCGCGUGCAGUGGCGGCGCUGCAUCCUGGACGAGGCGCACGUGGUGCGCAACCACAAGAGCGCGACCGCGGCCGCCGUGCUGCCCGCCCGCCUGCGCGCGCGUCGCCGCUGGGCCCUCACCGGCACGCCGCUGCACAACAAGGACCUCGACCUGUUCGCGCUGCUGCGCUUCCUCGGCUGCUCGCCCUUCGACGAUCUCCAGAUGUGGAAGAAGUGGAUCGACAACAAGAGCCUGGGCGGGCAGGAGCGGCUGAGCACGAUCAUGCGCUGCAUCAUGCUGCGCCGCACCAAGCAGCAGCUGCAGGCGCGCGGCCAGCUCGCCUGCCUGCCCGCGCGCGACACGCACGACCUGGACGUGACGCUUUCGCGCGACGAGAUGAACGUCUACCAGAAGCUGCUCGUGCUCUCCAAGACGCUGUUCGCGCAGUUUCUGCAGCAGCGCGCCGAGCAGCGCCACGACCAGCUCGGCGACCGCGGCGCCUACCACGCCAUGCACCGCCGCAUGGUCAAGCUGCAAGGCGUGAAGCCGGUGAAGUCGCACGAGAUCCUGGUGCUGCUGCUGCGUCUGCGCCAGGUCUGCUGCCACUGCGGCCUCAUCGCCGCCAUGCUGCGAGACGACGACUCCGCACACCCCACAGACCCCGCGCCCGACCCCGCGUCCGACCCCGCGGAGCAGGAUCUGCUCGACGAACUCAACAAGCUCGUGCUCGAGGAUACCACCCCUAAGAGAAAAAGCAAGGGCGGCGCGGCGGGGGGCGAGGACGCGGAGGAGGGCGAGGGUGAGGGCGAGGAGGGCAGCACCACGGCGGAGGCGCUGCGCUCGGUGCUGGCAGCUAACAACCCCGUGUUCGCGCUCGACAGGCCCUCCUCCAAGAUCGCCGCAGUGAUGGCCUGCCUGAACGAGCACGUGUUUCCCAACGAAGGCGAGAAGGCGGUGGUGGUGUCGCAGUGGACGGGCGUGCUGGCGCUGGUGGAGCGCGAGCUGGGGCGUGCGGGCGUGCGCUGCGUGACGCUGAGCGGGGCGGUGGGUGUGGGCGCGCGGCCGGCGCUGGUGCGCGCGCUGAACGAGGCCGGGUCGCCGGUGCGCGUGAUGCUGCUGUCGCUGACGGCGGGCGGCGUGGGGCUGAACCUGUGCGGCGCCAGCCACCUGCUGCUGCUGGACCCGCACUGGAACCCGCAGCUGGAGCAGCAGGCGCAGGACCGCGUGUACCGCGUGGGGCAGACGCGCCACGUGCACGUGUACCGCUUCAUGUGCCGCGACACCGUGGAGCAGUCCAUCCGCCGCCUGCAGCGCGACAAGCUGGCGCUGGCCGACAGCGUGCUCACCGGCGCGCGCUCCACCAACCACGCCAAGCUCUCCAUCGAGGACCUCAAGGUGCUCUUCAACAUGGCCUCCUAGCUCCUCCUAGCUCCUCCUUGUGUAUACUGGUUCCGAUGUCCGUUUUCAUUACUGUGCUUUGCUGGACUGGAGUGUUGACUUUGAAUCAAGAAGUAAAAUUAUAGCAUUAUGUGAUAAUUAUAUUGUAUUAAAUGUUGACUAAACUUGUCUCUCGUGUUGUACUUCUACCUUACAUAAACUUAUAUAUAUUUAAAUGUGACAAAUGUAAAUAAUCAAUUUUAUAAUAUAAUAUCUAUCUCAUUUGCAUUAAAACCGGUUGCUGAUACAUCCACUGUCGGUUUCACCAAUAAUUACAAAGACUUUUGUGUUAUAUUAUAAGUAACAGAUUGAAGACAACAUAUUAUUUUUAUUGAGUGUGACACAAAUUAAGA